Rhizophagus irregularis DAOM 181602=DAOM 197198 is the source of this 621-nucleotide messenger RNA. NCBI's taxonomy places the organism in Eukaryota, Fungi, Glomeromycota, Glomeromycetes, Glomerales, Glomeraceae. The record is from RefSeq and is a predicted model, not a curated record.
AUGAAAUACUUUUCUAUUAUCAAAACAUUGGAUGGGUCACUUGUAUACCCUGAUUAUACUGCAUCCAUACAAGUUACUGGCUUUGGUCUUAGAUUGUUAUUACAGGUUACAGGUGGAUUUCAUGAUGCUAAACAAAGAGCACAUUGGGAAAAAAAAGCUGAACGUAAAGAAUUAUUAAUGCAUCAAAUGAAACAAUAUCAUAAACGAAAAAAACAGUUUCAGGAUAUUGCUAAUGCAAAAGAAAGUAACGAUAUUAAGACUAUUCAAGACAAUAUAGAAAUUACAUGGAAUUAUAUUACCGAGACGCUAGUGGACACAGCACGCGCUACUCUCCCACACAAGAAAGAAGAUCAAAGAAAAGGAAAACUAUCCGGAAGUGGACGAAACCUAUCUAAACCCAAAUCUUGUACCAUUAACAACCACUUGGUAAAAGCGGUACUUAAGGCCCGUCAAAAGCAUGAACGAGCUAAAAUGCUAGCCAAGCAACUACUCACAGAAAUUGAUGAUGAGGAAUGGGAUACAAUCUUGAAAAGUGUAAACGAAAAAUCAGCAGCAGGAGUCACAGGAGUUAAUUAUAUUAUGAUUAAAAAAUUACCUCCAGGAUUACAGAAUUUAAUUUGA